AUGCGUCCGACGCAACCUCUCCGCGCCAGCGGCGCCCCCGACUACCGAAUUGGAACCUACCUGGGCGGCUGGGGCUCCUUUGGCGGCUCCAAGCAGAAGGGCGUCGUCACCUACGGCGUCGCUGCCAACCGCCAGAACCCCUUUGCCGGCGCCGUUCACGAUGCCAUCUUCAACACCUUCCGCCGCACCAAGGCCCAGAUCUUUUACUGGCUGCCUCCCCUGGUUGCCGGCUACUACCUGAUGAACUGGGCCACCGAGCGCAACCACUACCUUCAGUCCAAGGCUGGCCGUGCCGAGUUUGCCGACGUGGAGGAGUAA
This is a messenger RNA of Purpureocillium lilacinum, 318 nucleotides long. Its product is annotated as ubiquinol--cytochrome-c reductase subunit 8. Gene Ontology annotation, biological process: mitochondrial electron transport, ubiquinol to cytochrome c. The record is from RefSeq and is a predicted model, not a curated record. Lineage: Eukaryota; Fungi; Ascomycota; Sordariomycetes; Hypocreales; Ophiocordycipitaceae.